UUGGGAGUUCCCUCUUUCCCCAGGAACAGUCACAAGGCCACUUGGUCCUCCCAUCUAGGCAUUCCCUGAAGAGUCCAUUUGCCACUGAAGGAAGAAUUCCACAUCACCAGGAGCUCUACGGGGAAAUCUGGGAGAAGCGAUGAAAAGGUCUCAGUUGAGAAAGGAUGAUGGAUGUGUCCGGCUUUCCCAUGAGCUCUCGGAAGGUGAGAAAAAAGCCACUGGGAAAAGAAAGGAGAAAGUCCUGAAGUGCCUCAAGAGCCUUGCCAUUGCCUGUGAUGAGGAUAACAUGCCCAAUAUCGCCGUCCUAGGAUCGGGAGGAGGUCUGCGGGCCAUGAUAGCCCUUCAGGGAACCUUGGUGGAGAUGAAGCAGCAGGGCCUGUUGGACGCUGUCCUGUAUCUGUGUGGAGUAUCGGGUUCCACCUGGUGCAUGUCUUUCCUCUACCAAGAGAAUGACUGGACAGAGAAAGUGCAGGUCUUGGAAGAACGUCUGUGUGAUACACUUUCCAAACCUCAAUGUGAUAUUCAAGAGGAAUUUACUAUUGCGACACAGGCGGCUGAAGAUGAACUCUUCUCUCUGACUGAUGUCUGGGCCUCUUUCUUUGUCUAUCCUACAUUGAAGCUGUAUGAUAAGACCAAGUUAUCUGAACACAAGGAUACCUCCACAAACGGGACAAAUCCUUACCCCAUCUAUGCAGCAAUAGAAGCAAACCAAUUGCAUAAAAAAGCUGAAAAGAGCCCAGGGACCUGGUUCGAAUUCACCCCCCAUGAAUCUGGCUUUCCCAGCCUGGGGGCAUUUGUGUGCACCGAAGACUUGGGAAGCAAAUUCGAAGAUGGGAAUCUGAAAGAAAAGAGGGACGAGAAAAAUAUCUGCUACCUGCAAGGUUUAUGGGGAAGUGCCCUUGGAAGCAUGGAGGAAAACAUGAACUAUUUAAUAGACCUUCUUAAGCAAAUAUUCCGAAAACUAAGAGAACAGUGGUGGUAUGCAGUAUAUGAAGCAGGAGGUCAAGAAGGAACACCAGGUUCUGUGCCUUUCAGCGGUCCUGAUUGCUCUUGUGCACGUUGUCAGGGUGUCCACCACCUCCUGGAGCUUCAUGUUCAUACCUCAGCUGGGAAAGACUGUGAGGGAGUCUUCAGGCAGCUGAAGGAAGUGCUGAAAGAGGAGAAUAGCAAGAGUUCCUUCCUGAAGUGCUGUGAAAUGAGUGUGUCCUGGCAUUUGAAGACCUUGGAAGAAAAGAUUGUGGAGUUCGCUCACCUCAUCAGGAUUUUUGAAAAUGAACUUGGAGGUACUGAUUGCAAAAGUGCACAUUGUGGGGAUGUCCUCCUGCUCCUGGAGCUUCACAUUCAUGCCUCAUCUGGGAAAGACUGCAAGGAAAUCUUAAGGCAAAAGAAAGAGGAGAAUAGCAAGAGUUCCUUUCUGAAGCUAUGUGAAGUGAGUGUGUCCUGGAAUUUGAAGAGCUGGGAAGAUUGGAUUGAGGAGUUCGUUGAACACAUCUGGAAUUUUGUAAAGGAACUUGGAGGAUAUGUAUGGAGUGUAUGGCAAUUGUUAUGGAAAACCGUGAUCUGUAUCUGCAACUGGACAUGGGGGUGCACCAACAACUUUCUGUACAAAAGUAGUGAUGCCCAAUCCACUGGACUGACCAACGAAGAAUUCAUCUACUUGAUCGAUGCUGGCACUGACAUAAAUUCCGCCUACCCCCUCGUUCUGCGCCCAGAGAGGAAAGUGAAACUGAUCCUCUCCUUUGACUUCAGCUCUGGGAAUCCUUUCGAGACCAUCGAGAAUACUGCCAAGUACUGUGAGAUAAAUAACAUCCCAUUUCCCAAGAUAAAGCCAGAAGAGAUUAAGGACAAAGAUAACCCCACUGACUGCUACAUCUUCAAAGGAAAAGAUGUUCCUACCGUCAUGCACUUCCCUCUCUUCAACAACAAAAAUUGUCCAGGUAACUCAGGUGAAAUAGAGUCCUUCAGAAACAAGUUUUCCACCUUUCGUUCAUGCUACCUAAAGGAAGAUAUCAAAGAACUCCUCAGUAGAGCGAAGUUGAAUGUAUCCAACAACACGGAGAGGAUUCGGGAGGAGAUCCAGCAGAUUGUGUCCUCCUCCACCAAGGAGUUUUAAAACCACAUCUCUGUUUGUCUCAUACUCAUGAAGGGCAGAAAACGUUGUCUGGCUCUGACUCGCACAUUUCCAGCAAGGCUGUUCACUGUGAGCAAUUAGAACCUAAGUGCAGCAGGGAGGGGUUAGUUUCCCUCUGUUAGAUUCACAAAGGGAUUUAAGCACCUAACUUCCCCCAUAGGUGCCUGAUUCCCAGAUUUAGACAUCCCUGGGAUUCACAAAACUCUUGCUCAGCUGACGUGGAACCCUGUAGCGCCUAAACUCCCUCAGCACCAAAGUUGUUUCAGUAAAAUUUUCCUGGGUGUCUAUGUUUCAGCCUCGGGGCAUGUGCACUGAAGCCACCAUCUUGGUGUCCAGAUGCCUAAGCCCCAGAGUGAUUCCCGACCUGGGAAAGACAGGUGUUCCUCUGCCUACCUCACCUGUGGGGCCUGAGCCUUGGUACGAGAAGGAGGAAGAUGGCUUUCCUCAGAAUUCUUAGCCCAGUAGUCAGAGUACUCAGAUGGGAUGGAGGAAACCCCAGGUCAAGUCCCCUCGCUGCCUCAGGGGGAGAAGGGAUUUGAAAAGGCAUCUGCUACCUCUGAGGCAAGGGCCCUCAUCACUGGGCAGUGGGAUAAUGUCAUGGUGCAGGGGUGGCAGCUUCAAUCCCCCUGUUGAAGCUUUUCCACUGCUGAUUAAAGAAUUAAAGGGAAAUUUGGCCAGAAAGAGAGAGAGAGCAAGGGUGAGAAGCCUGAUGGCUGCAGUACUCCCCUCUGAGUUCACAGACCCAGGUUCUAGUCCCCCGGCUUACAGCCCGCAGUGGUGGGCCCCAGAGGCAAGCUAUGCAGAGGAACGUCUGUCUUCCCCCAGUUUGUGCAUUGCUGUGAGGCUUAGGCAUCUGUAUGCCUAAAGCUGGGCAGCCGUGUGCACGCUGAGAGGCACCUAGGGAACUCUUACUGCCAAAAGGUGGGUGUAGACUGAGAUAAGGCUUCUACAGGAUUCAGCAACAGUUAAGUGGGGGUUUGGUGACUCCUAGUGGGGCCUGAUGCUGGACUUCUGGUGUGUAAUAUGGCAGCUAGGAGCCAAGUCCUUUUGUGAAUGCAACCCUGGCUAUAGGAUGAUGAAUUUAGUAAAAUGUUCCUAGAAAGAUAGAUAGAUAGAUAGAUAGAUAGAUAUGAUUAUUAGACACAAUAGUAGAUAUACAGUAGAUAAUGAUGACGUAGCUAGAUAGAUUCAUAUACAAUAGUUUGUGAAGAUAGAUUCAUAUACAAUAGGUUACGAUAGAUAGAUAGAUAGUGAUGAUUAUUAAACACAUAAGCAGAUAUACAGUAAAGAAUGAUGACGUAGCUAGAUAGAUUCAUAUACAAUAGUUUGUGAUGGUAGAUAGCUUCAUAUACAAUAGGUUAUGAUAGAUAGAUAGAUAGAUAGAUAGAUAGAUAGAUAGAUAGAUAGAUAGAUAGAUAGAUAGAUAGAUUAGAUAGAAUGUUUAAGAAACAUAUACACAUGUUGGUUUGUCAGUGCUCACAUGGCAGCACUCUAGGUUGACCAGACAUCCCAAUAUUAUUGGGACCAUUCCGAUAUUAGGGGCUUUGACUUAUAUACACAACUAUACCCCCAUGCCACCAAAAAAAUUGUUCAAAUUUUUCACACUUGCUAUCUGGUCACCCUACACCGGUGUCAAACAGAAAUUUACACUGUGCAGAAUGAUAAUAUUACAGCUGCCUGGCACACAAAUGUGUCUGCAAGUUUUCUUUGUCAGUUCUCCUAGUUUAAAAAAGGAAUGGAAGUAAGAAAGGAAUUUUGUGCCGAGCUGUGAUCCAUGAUACAAUCUCAUUUACACCCCUGGUAAAUGUGGAGUAACUUUACUGAAGCUGAUGAUGUUACUCCACAUUUACACGGAGGCUAGAAUCUGGCCUGUUAUUUAUAAUGGUAAAUUUCUUACUGCUUCUUAAUUUACAAAUAUUUUUUUUCUUGUGCUGUGUGUGACAAUAACAUUUUACAACCUUCUUUCCUUCUGUGUGAUGAAUAUUACAUAAAUAAACGAUAAUG
This is a messenger RNA of Trachemys scripta elegans, 4135 nucleotides long. Its product is annotated as cytosolic phospholipase A2 gamma-like. Lineage: Eukaryota; Metazoa; Chordata; Testudines; Emydidae. The record is from RefSeq and is a predicted model, not a curated record. Gene Ontology annotation, biological process: glycerophospholipid catabolic process. The coding region runs from base 140 to 2113 and encodes 657 amino acids. Gene Ontology annotation, molecular function: calcium-dependent phospholipid binding; calcium ion binding. The transcript is spliced from 18 exons. Gene Ontology annotation, cellular component: nuclear envelope; cytosol; nucleoplasm.